This is a messenger RNA of Cucurbita pepo subsp. pepo (vegetable marrow), 2561 nucleotides long. The record is from RefSeq and is a predicted model, not a curated record. Lineage: Eukaryota; Viridiplantae; Streptophyta; Magnoliopsida; Cucurbitales; Cucurbitaceae.
UUCAAUAAACAAUGUUUGGAGGUUCAGGGUUGGAAAGCUUAAAAAUUAAACUAGAAACAUGUAUGGUUAGGAUAUUAAACAACUUACACACUCGAUCUAAGAACAAAAUAGAAAAAAUUAGAUGACUUCAAUAGCUACAGAUAAGAUAAUCAAUCUUAAAGAAAAUAAAUAGUUAAAGGGUUUUCUUUUUUCUUUUUAUUGUUGGUCGACCAAAAUAUAACAUUUCAACAUUAUUAAUUUAGCAUUUAUUUAUUUAUGACUAUGACAGAGUCAAAACGAAAAGUCUCAUAGGAAGAAAUUUUGUCCAAAAUCAAGUCUUCUCCUGACUUGCUCAACUUUCUAAUGGCAAACGUUAAACCCUUCAGAAAUCUGCAAAUUUAGGCCGAUUUCAUCUUCUUCUACAAACCCACAAUCUUUGAUUUAUGGCUUCUGUUCAGAAAUCGUCUUAUUUCUUCCUUCUUCUUCUUCUUCUGGGUUUUCCAUCCUUUUCAAAUUCUCAGCCAUAUAAGAACAUAACUCGAGAUUCAUCUCUCACUGCACAGAACAAUAACAAUGAUUCCUACUGGCCCUCACAGUCUGGUGAUUUCGCAUUCGGGUUUCUUCAAUUUGGAAGCAAUGGCUUUUUGUUGGCCAUUUGGUUCAACAAAAUCCCAGAAAAAACUGUUGUCUGGUCGGCCAAUCGCGACAAUUUGGUGCCUGGAGGAUCUAAAGUUCAGCUUACAAAUCGUGGCCAGUUCGUGCUCAAUGACCCUGAAGGCAGACCAAUCAGGAGUGCAAGUUUAGGCGACAAUGUCGGGUCAGUUUCUUAUGCUGCUAUGCUUGAUUCUGGCAAUUUCAUUCUAGCUGGGAGUGAUUCCCAAGUGUUGUGGCAAAGCUUCGAUUAUUCUACUGAUACAAUAUUACCAACCCAGAUCAUGAAAUCAUCUCUUAUUUCUUCUUAUUCUGAAACGAAUUACUCCGAAGGAAGAUUUAAAUUCUCAAUGAAACCUGAUGGAAAUCUUGUCUCAUCUUACCUCAAAACCAUCCCUAUGCGUGAAAGUGCCACAUUAUAUUGGGAAAGUGAAACAAAAGGCUCUGGGUUUCAGCUGGUUUUCAACCUCUCUGGCUCCAUUUAUAUCUCUGAAGGAAAUGGAGGCAGUGUUGUACAAGUUUUGACGAACAAUACUCCUUCAACUAAGGAUUUCUACCAUCGAGCCCUUUUGGAAUAUGAUGGAGUUUUCAGGCAAUAUGUGUAUCCAAAGAAUGGUAAUGAUACCAGUCCUUCUCCUUGGCGUAAGGCUUGGAGUCAGGUAUCAAAUUCCAUACCUUCUAAUAUUUGUGUGGCAAUAAACGAUGGCUUAGGAUCUGGAGCUUGUGGGUUCAAUAGCUAUUGUAGUUUAGGUGAUAAUCAGAGACCAGUUUGCAGUUGUCCUCAUGGCUAUGAAAGGGUUGAUCCAAAUGAUGAGGCCAAAGGCUGCAAACCAAGUUUCGUUCCUCAAAGUUGCGGCGACAAUUCGUCGUCGGACUUCGAGUUCAUUUCCAUAGAAUACUCAGAUUGGCCUUCUUCUGAUUAUGAGGCUUUCUAUGAGGUUAAUGAGGAUUGGUGUAGAAGAGUUUGCUUGGAGGAUUGUUUCUGUGCUGCUGUUGUUUUCAGUGGAAAAAAAUGUUGGAAGAAGAGAUUUCCUCUUUCAUUUGGAAGAGUGGAUCUUGGAUUUCCAGGUAAAGCUCUGAUUAAAGUUAGAAAAGAUAACUCCACUUUCAAACUUGAUCAUCCAAUCAAGAAAGUUGUGAAGGACAAAACUUUGAUAGUUAUUGGGUCAAUUCUCUUAGGGUUUUUUGGGUUUCUGUUAGCAACUUUCUUUAUUGCUUACCAAUUCAAUAUAAAGAGAAGAAAGCUUGGUAUGGUGGAAAUGCCACCAGUUCUGAGCUUGAACCUACGCAUUUUCAGCUAUGAAGAGCUCAACAAGGCCACAGCUGGUUUCAAAGAACAGCUGGGAAGUGGCGCUUUCGCUACUGUUUAUAAAGGGAUUGUUGAUGAUUGUGUGGAUAAUAACUUGGUAGCUGUUAAGAAGCUGAACAAUGUAGUAAAAGAGGGAGAGCAAGAGUUUAAAGCUGAAGUUAGAGCUAUUGCUGGAACAAACCACAAGAAUUUGGUUCAAUUACUUGGGUUUUGCAAUGAAGAGCCACAUAGAAUGUUGGUGUAUGAAUACAUGAAAAAUGGGUCCCUUGCAGAUUUCCUUUUUGGGUCUUCAAAACCAAAUUGGUAUCAAAGGAUUCAAGUCGUUUUAGGAACUGCUAGAGGGCUAUGCUAUCUACACGAAGAGUGUGAUACUCAAAUCAUUCAUUGUGAUAUUAAGCCUCAGAACAUCCUUUUGGAUGACUCGUUGGCUGCUCGGAUUUCAGACUUUGGAUUAGCCAAACUCUUGAACAAAAACCAAACCCGAACGAUGACAGCGAUUAGAGGAACGAAAGGGUAUGUAGCUCCUGAGUGGUUUAGAAGUCUUCCCAUUACGACGAAGGUUGAUGUUUAUAGCUUUGGCAUUCUGCUGCUGGAGAUUGUUUGUUGCAGGAAGAGUAAUUGA